AUGGAGAAGGUCGUUCAGCUCAUGACUCGCCGCCUCGUGCAGCCUACCUCCCCCUUCGCCCACGGCGAACUCGACGAGGAGACGGCGACGAUGAUGAUGAUGGGGACUUCCCCUGGUGAGGGGAGCGAAUGGUCGCCCCAGGACGAUCACAACAGCUUCGAGGCUGGGGAUUUUUCCGUUCGUCGUAUUUUACACGUCGCGGGGCCGCGAAUUAUCGACGCCGCGCGAGGCGUCGUUGGGCGUGCCUUUGCGCGCCACCCGAGCCAUUUCUUCAGCCCCACGACUCUCAUUACGCGGGGGGAGUUAGAGGGGCUUUUGGGCGAGCUGGCCGCAGAUAUGGCGCGUCAGGUGCGGGUAUCCGUGUGGACGAAUUUGCCAUCCUUCCCUCCUCUUCCCAUCCCCGCGGGGGACCCUUUCGUGACCCCGAUGCUCAACGACGGGGCCGAUGAGGUGGUGGAGUUCCCUGCGGGUUCGACCGCGAUACUGGGGCGGAACGGCAAGCUCGUGAGCCCGUACGCGGGCUCGUCCAACAGCUUCGGGUUUGAGAAUCCCUUCGAUGCGUCGCGGCGCCCACAGGUGGAGAUCGACGCGGCUGGCUUUCCGGUUUCUUCGGGAUUCCUGGCGGAUGAGGCGGAACCGAUGGACGCCCUUCAACGGGAGCACCAAAUCAACGCACAAAGUACAGGGUUCUUCCAAGAACUUCUCUGCAGCAUCAGCGUUGAGAAGCUGGUCCUCGAUUAUGCGGCGGAGACGCUCAGACGGAGUUUCCGAGAAAUAUUAGAGAACCUGUCAAAUGUAAAAUCCUACGAUGAGGCUACAGAUUCCGUCAAAGUGCUAAUGUUUAUCGCGUCACUGGAAGCUCCUCGUCAACGGUUGUAUGAUGCUGAGUAUGAUAUUAAGUCCUACUUAAAGUUGUUUUGCGAGGAAACCGUGCGUUCAACAUGUUCACAGUAG
This is a messenger RNA of Phytomonas sp. Hart1, 954 nucleotides long. The record is from the annotation of a GenBank genome assembly. Lineage: Eukaryota; Euglenozoa; Kinetoplastea; Trypanosomatida; Trypanosomatidae.